Messenger RNA from Symbiodinium sp. CCMP2592, 1056 nucleotides. The record is from the annotation of a GenBank genome assembly. Lineage: Eukaryota; Dinophyceae; Suessiales; Symbiodiniaceae.
AUGAUUGUUAUGGUGUGCCCAGACUUCCCGCUUGACUUGAUCAUCGACGCCGCAGAGUUCACACAACAUGCGGACACGCAAAGCCAUCGCUUCCUGGGAGAGAGGUCACCGGUGGCUUCUCGACAAGGUGAUACUCGAAGUGGGAGCCCCGAUGGAGCAGAGCUUGUUUUGUUUCCGCUGCAGGGUCUCCAGCAGGCUGUGGAGUUCCGAUUCGUCUACUCAGAGGUCUUCCGAUCCGUGAAGGACUUCUACAAAAGACAGGGGCUGCCAGGCGACUUCGGUGUGGGCACGGUGGCCAGCCGCAUCUCAUUGGUGAGGCACUUAAGGGAUGCCCUCUUUGGCGGAGCGGGUGCCACGCAGAUCCCGUUGGCUGGUGCGGCGUUGCCCAGCGAAGGCGCCUUGCAGAAGCUGCUCCAGGGCAAGAGGGGUCUUCUUGAAGGUUUCACUGAGGAGCUCUCUCUCACGGAGGCCAUACGAGAGAUGGCGAAUUGCUUUGAGCUCACACCGCCACCGAUUCCCGCAACACUUCUUCUGAAGGUCGCCGUGCCCACGGCGAAGGUCAGCGAGCCGCCAAAGGAGGCCUUGGAGUCCACUGCGGCCGCAGCCGAAGAGUCCCAGGAGCGCGAGGCGACCGAGGUGCUGAGUGCCACAGCAGCUGCACAAUCGCCAUCCUUUGCACAGGGUGCGGCUCGAACAUCCUUGCGCCUAGCAGAAAGGCAGCUUGCUCCUGGAUCGAAGAUUUGGAGGCGCCACUGCUCAAGCAAAGGAAGGUCUCGGCAAAGCAGAGGGUGGAAGCACUGGACAAUUUGUCGCCAUGGUCUCCCAAAGGCGUACCUUCCUCAUGGCAGCUGCUUGCUGCGUGGCUUUGCUUCGCUUCUGGGCACCGAGACCCCAGGCCUUUGUGGCUUCUACAAGCGGCCACUUGAGCGUCCACUCUGGCUGCCGGGCUCCGUCGGGUGGUGCUUUCGCCUCUGGCAAUGUGCCCGCUGUCGUCAAGGGUGUGCGAGCUCGCCCCGGUGUGCCGGCCUACUACAAGGUGACGCUCGAGACGCCUGA